Molecule: messenger RNA, 2587 nt
Organism: Vollenhovia emeryi
Lineage: Eukaryota; Metazoa; Arthropoda; Insecta; Hymenoptera; Formicidae
Product: pancreatic triacylglycerol lipase-like
Exons: 8
Coding region: 129-1688 (519 amino acids)
Biological process (GO): lipid metabolic process
Molecular function (GO): lipase activity
Source: RefSeq, a predicted model, not a curated record
GUGUUUCGCCGGGACAAGAGAAACGGGAAGAACGGAAGAAAGCACGGGAGGAGGUGGAGAAGGCGAAGAAGAGGCGGAAUGCGACCAUCUCAACCAAGGACGCGAAGUUUCGACAAUUCAGUGGCAAGAUGCAGUCAGCCGACAUUCGUCGCGUUCUACUUGCUUUGCUGAUGAUAAUUGCUACCGCCACGUCGUUCGCCGGAAAAUUGCAGCCCGUGAAACUUCUCGCGGUGCGGAAUCGCGCUGUGCUAAGACGGAUCGCUAUCUCUCGCGAGGAAAAAUCGAAAGUUUGUUACGAUCUACUUGGUUGCUUCGCGGAUCCGCCGCAGCAUUUAUCGAUAAAACGACCGCCCGAGCACCCUAGCGUGAUCCAAACCAGGUUCCUCCUCUAUACGCGCGCGGACCGGCGAAAUCCGGAACCCCUGCAGUACGGGGACAACCAAAAGUCCAUCGCACAUUCUCGGUUCAACGUCAGCAAGCCCCUCAGAGUGCUGAUACACGGUUUCAAGGGCAGCGGAAGCGACGUCGGCGCAAUACACGGCAUAAAUUUCCUACUCGAUAUUGAAGACGCGAACGUCAUCAUCCUGGACUGGACGAAGGGGGCGGGCACCAGUUACGGAGCUGCGGUGGCGAAUAGCGAACUGGUCGGCCGGCAAUUGGCCUUGGUACUUCUAGACGCUGUCAACUUGGGAGUCGAUCCCGCCGACAUUUACGUGAUCGGAUUCAGUCUGGGCGCGCACGUGGCCGGCUGCGCCUCGGAGGUGUUGAAGGAGAGGAGCCUGCUUCUGGGUCGCAUAACAGGCCUCGACCCGGCGUCGCCCUUCUUCCGGCGUCACCUCUUCAGGGAGAAAACGAGAAAAUUGGACGCGACCGACGCCCGUCUCGUCGAUGUCGUUCACACCGACGGCUCUCAGGACUUCAUGGACGGCUUCGGCCUACUUAAACCGAUCGGGCAUAUCGACUUUUUCCCAAACGGCGGCAGGGAGCAGCCCGGCUGCACGGAUAUUAAGAACUCCGUGGUGGUCAGUCACUUGAAAGAGGAUUUGCUGGACAAGCACAUAGCGUGCAGCCAUUUGAGAGCUUUUCAGAUCUACAUAGAGAGCGUCCGCUCGCAAAAUGAAAAGUGCAAGUUUACCGCCUGGCCUUGCCCGCAAGGAGGAAUAUCCUACGCGCGUGGGACAUGCUUCCCCAUGGAAUCGACCAAUUGGAAUCAAGAGUUGGGCUACGCGGCUAAUCGUGGAGCCUUGGGAAUCUAUUAUCUGGCGACUAGAGCCGAAGCACCGUUUUGCGGUCAACCAGCCAGAGCAUCGGUGAUGACGUCCGUAAAUAUGCUGAAAACAUCUGGUACAUUGUUUUUCAAAGUCACCCUCGCCAAUUCCACGACGAUCUUCAGAAUUCCAUGCACCUUGCCCAAACGGACAGUCGAACAAACGACGUUUUAUAACAUCGCGGCGGUGGAUUUCGACGCGUUAACGGGAGACACCGCGUCGGUCAUCGGCGUCAUCUCUUAUCAGCGCGCCGCCAACAAGACCGAGGAGGACAUCGAACCGGACGCGGACGUUUUACUUUUCAACAAACUGGCCCUCGAGGAUCGCAAGGGCUACAGGUGGGAAUAUUGCGGCGCGAACACCGCAGUCAACUCGCACGAGAUGCAUGUGGAACUGAAAAACGAACGCUGCACGCCCUAACGCACGUCUCUGCCGCGACAGUUUUGUAUUGUAUCAUUAAAAUAAACGUCAUCUGUAAGCGGCCGAGAGAAAUUCAAAUUCCUACCCAGUGAGAAAUGAUUCGUCGAUCGACGUCGAUCGACGAAUCAUUUCUCACUGGGUUCUUUCCAGCGCGCUCGCGCGACAGUUAAUUCCAACCAAUUUCGGCUCCUCCGAGCCGCGAACUUGUAUCGGCGGCCGAGGGUCAGAUCGCAGCCUCGUCCCGUUAAAUCGCGCAAAUAAUUCACGGCGAGCAUUAACGAGCAUGCAAAUGCGAUAAAUCACUUCACUCACCGAUCUCUGCCGCUGAUGUCGCCGCCGAUGUCGCCGCUCCGCAGUCUUCGCCUCGCCGCGUCGUUCCGGAUAUUCGCUCGUUGAAACUGCACCAAAUUAAUUAGAAAAGCACAAUCAGUCGCCACGACAAGACGGUCACUCAACACUGCUCUGCACGGCACUCCCGAUCGCGCGACUCGUUACGGACGGAGAAAAGUAACGCGGAAACGAACGACGAUUGCCCGCGCGACGCGGCGCAAGAAGAAGGAACGUUCACUCACACGCAAGCAGAAGCCGUGUGUCCGUGCGCGCUCACCGCCGCGUCGAGCGUGCACGUACGCGCGUCUCUUCCCCGUGUGUGCGCGUCCUACACCGCUCGGUUCCGUGUCGGGCCGCGUCGCCAUCUUGGCCUCGCUGCGCGUGGCGCUCAACCGACGUGCGCAGAGCAGUGAGCGUUCAAACGUACGCGCGGGCAACUUCGCGUCGGUGCCCGAGAUGAUUCGGCAUCCAGUGCAUGCGGUACAUACAUACUGUGUGCUGUGCACUAUUAUUUUUUAUUAGCUUACAAACUUAGGCCGGUAUUCAUACCCAGUGAGAAAUGAUUCGUC